GGGAGUAUAUAAUUGAAAAACAAAUUGUUGCAGAGGAAUUCAAAGAUCUCUCUCAUACAGUCCUUCCCUACUACUGUUUUCAUUUCACUUCUUUUUCGCUUUUUCUCCAUUUCUGCUCAAAUUUCCUUUUUGACCGCCAUUUAAUCGUGCCCAUUUUCAUAAUCAUUGCUCUUCAUACCUUUGUCGGAUCCAACCCAGAAAAACAAUACUCUAUCAUCCCCCAUUAUUGCUCACCAAGACAACCAUUUGGGUAACUGGGUAGUGGGUUUUCUCUCCUCUUUUUUUUGCUCUUAAGGAUUUGAUUUUCGAAAAACAGUAUCUUAUGGAUUGAAUUUGCGCAAUUUGAGCAUCUGGGUUUCUUCUAUUUUUUCCUCUCCAUUGCCCAUUUUCUUUUUCUCCUUCAGAUUUGCAUCAUUGAGGUAACUGGGUUCCUUCUCUUUUCCGAGGGACAGUACCUUAUGGAUUGAAUUUGCACCAUUGGGGUAUCUGGGUUUCUUCUCUUUUUAACUUUCCAUUGCCUACUUUCUUUUUCUCCUUUCGAUUUGCACCAUUGGGUUUACUGGGUUUCUUCUCUUUUUUCUCAUAUUGGAUUGAAUUUUUUGACGAACAGUACUUUAUAAAUUGAAUUUGAAGCAUUUGGGUAUCUGGGUUUCUUCUCUUAUUUACCGUCGUGCACAUUUUCUUUUUCUUGUUCGGAUUUGCACCAUUUGGGUAUCUGGGUUUGUGCUCUUUCUUACGCUUAAGGAUUGAAUUUUCGAGAAACAAUACCCGUUAUGACCCGGACAAGUAAUGUGGGUAUGUUGUGAGGUUGUGACAGUAGACUUGAAAUGGGGUGUGUUUUUGGGAGAGAGGUUUCUGCUGCGGCUUCAGAGUCAAGCCAACAGAGGAGAGAAAAAAUAGAGGAUGUAAAUGGGGAGUUUAAGAAGAACAAAGAAGAACAAGAUGAAGAAAAACAAGGGAAUGAUAAUGGGGACAAGGGUAUUCGAAAGAGAUCAAGUAGGUAUAAUCCAAGGCUAAGUAACCCACCUAAGAAUGUUCAUGGUGAGCAGGUGGCUGCUGGUUGGCCUUCUUGGUUGUCGGCUGUUGCUGGUGAAGCUAUCAAUGGAUGGACCCCUCGUCGAGCUGAUUCCUUUGAAAAGCUUGAUAAGAUAGGGCAAGGGACUUAUAGCAAUGUGUAUAAAGCUAGAGACUCGUUGACGGGGAAGAUUGUUGCACUUAAGAAGGUGAGAUUUGACAAUUUGGAGCCAGAGAGUGUAAGAUUUAUGGCACGAGAAAUUGUGAUUUUACGCCGGCUUGAUCACCCAAAUGUAGUCAAACUCCAAGGAUUAGUGACCUCCAGAAUGUCUUGUAGCUUGUACCUGGUGUUUGAUUACAUGGAGCAUGAUUUGGCUGGACUUGCUGCUAGCCCUGCAAUCAAGUUUACCGAAUCUCAGGUUAAGUGCUUUAUGCACCAAUUAUUAUCUGGUCUUGAGCAUUGUCAUAAUCGCCUUGUGUUGCAUCGAGAUAUUAAAGGUUCAAACUUGCUUAUAGACAGUGGAGGUGUUCUCAAGAUUGCUGAUUUUGGCUUAGCUUCAUUUUUUGACCCAAACAACAAGCAGCCUAUGACAAGCAGGGUAGUGACACUGUGGUAUCGACCUCCAGAGUUACUUCUCGGGGCAACUGAUUAUGGUGUUGGGGUGGACCUCUGGAGUGCAGGCUGCAUUCUGGCAGAGCUAUUGGCAGGGAAACCAAUAAUGCCUGGUCGUACGGAGGUUGAGCAACUGCAUAAAAUUUUCAAAUUAUGCGGUUCUCCUUCUGAAGAAUAUUGGAAGAAGUCAAAAUUGCCACAUGCAACCAUCUUUAAGCCUCAGCAUUCGUACAAACGCUGCAUAGAGGAGACAUUCAAAGAUUUCCCACCUUCUUCUUUUCCAUUAAUUGAGACACUUCUUGCAAUUGACCCAGCUGAGCGCCAGAAUGCAACAGCAGCAUUACAGAGUGAAUUCUUCAGAACAAAGCCAUAUGCCUGUGAACCUUCCAGCCUGCCGAAGUAUCCUCCCAGCAAGGAGAUGGAUGUCAAACGGCGCGAUGAAGAGGCCAGAAGGUUAAGAGCUGCAGCCAAGUCCAACGCUGAUGGCACCAGGAAAACUCGUGCACGUGACAGAGCUACUAAGGCAAUCCCUGCUCCAGAGGCCAAUGCCGAGUUUCAACCCAAUAUUGAUAGAAGGCGUUUCAUAACACAUGCAAAUGCCAAAAGCAAGAGCGAAAAAUUUCCUCCUCCGCAUCAAGAUGGAACUAUCGGGUACACUAUAGGUUCCUCACAGUAUCUCGAUCCCUCAUAUGAUCCUCCUGAAGUCCCUUUCAGUACCAUGAAUUUCUCAUACCCAAAAUCGUCUUUCCAAACUUGGUCCGGCCCAUUAAAUGACCCUGCUGCUGUUAGUGCUCCAAGGAAGACGAAGCACAUCGAGGGAAGGCCUUCGAAGAAGGAUUCUAGCAGAAGAUAGGAUUUCCGUAAUAUGAAUGUUUUUCUCCCACCGGAGUAUACAUAUUCCAUUCUACAUUUCUUGCUCAAGUUAGUAUCAUUCGAAAAUUCGAGGCGAAUUAAAAUUGCUUUCAGAAUUUAUUUUUUAAAAUCCUAUGGAAAUCUUUUUUCCUGGGAUGAGGUAGGUCAAUCUUCAACUUUUUUUUUUUUUUUUUUUUUUGAUUUUUAAUUUUGGUUUUUUAAAAGAAAAAGAGGAGCUUAUGUUAGUGUUGUACAUGUUUGAUCUAGUUUACUGUAUCGUUGGAUAAAGAAUACAAUUAAUAUACUACUGAUAGAUAACGAAUGUCCUAUUCUUAUA
This is a messenger RNA of Amaranthus tricolor (Joseph's coat), 2816 nucleotides long. Its product is annotated as probable serine/threonine-protein kinase At1g54610. The coding region runs from base 828 to 2480 and encodes 550 amino acids. The record is from RefSeq and is a predicted model, not a curated record. Gene Ontology annotation, cellular component: nucleus; cyclin-dependent protein kinase holoenzyme complex. Gene Ontology annotation, biological process: positive regulation of transcription elongation by RNA polymerase II; protein phosphorylation. Gene Ontology annotation, molecular function: RNA polymerase II CTD heptapeptide repeat kinase activity; ATP binding; cyclin-dependent protein serine/threonine kinase activity. Lineage: Eukaryota; Viridiplantae; Streptophyta; Magnoliopsida; Caryophyllales; Amaranthaceae. The transcript has 7 exons.